AUGGAGUAUGACAACACAGAUUUCCUUAUUGCGUUCAUGGAUACACACUCGAAGGACGCUGUACGGCGACUACCAAUUUCGCGUGUUCGCGCAAUUUGCCGAACUGUCCCAACCAUCACUCUCCUUUCUGCUGAGGCGCCCCUGCUGAUCUCCAGACUUGCUGAGCUUUUUAUUGCCGACGUUACAAAUCAAAGCUACCAGAUGGCUAUUCGAAGUAACGCGACAACGGUCACAGAGGAUGACGUCGCUCAUGUUUUUAACGUCACCCCAGAGUACGACUUCCUAGCCAUUCUUAGAGCGCUCCGGAAGAAUACCAACGACUCUGCCUCUGAGAAAGAAGAGUGA
Messenger RNA from Giardia duodenalis, 345 nucleotides. RefSeq names its product CCAAT-binding transcription factor subunit C. The transcript has a single exon. Lineage: Eukaryota; Fornicata; Diplomonadida; Hexamitidae. The record is from RefSeq and is a predicted model, not a curated record. The coding region runs from base 1 to 345 and encodes 114 amino acids. Gene Ontology annotation, molecular function: DNA-binding transcription activator activity, RNA polymerase II-specific; protein heterodimerization activity. Gene Ontology annotation, biological process: regulation of DNA-templated transcription. Gene Ontology annotation, cellular component: nucleus.